AUGUCCUACAACAUAACCUCCUCCCCCGCGCUCUCCCCCAACGCCUCCAACAAAAUGAUCUCCUUCCUGGAAUCCUUUUACCGCACCAGCGACGACGAAUCUCAGCACGACGCAUACGUCGACUCCUUCACCAAGGAUGCAACACUGAUUAUGGGCCCCAAGACCGCCAAGGGCUCGGAUGAAAUCCGCACACUCCGCCACGGCCUCUGGACGCAUGUUGCGUCGCGCAAGCAUACGCCGACUAAGGUCUUCUUCGGUGGAGAUGAUGAGCUCAUGCUCUAUGGGACGGUGAAGUAUACCCUGCGGGCGAACCCAGAGGGGCAGGUUGAGGUUCCGUGGGCGGGGAGAGUGGUGUUUGGGGAGGAAGGGAAGAUGAAGUUUUAUCAGGUUUAUCUGGAUCCUUCGGCUCAGUCUGGGAAGAAAUAG
Molecule: messenger RNA, 426 nt
Organism: Aspergillus puulaauensis
Lineage: Eukaryota; Fungi; Ascomycota; Eurotiomycetes; Eurotiales; Aspergillaceae
Exons: 3
Coding region: 1-426 (141 amino acids)
Source: RefSeq, a predicted model, not a curated record